AUGGCCAAAGUUCCUGACUUGUUUGAGGACCUAAAGAACUGUUAUAGCGAAAAUGAAGAAUACGGUUCUGCCAUUGACCAUCUGUCUCUGAAUCAGAAAUCCUUCUAUGAUGCAAGCUAUGGCUCAUUUCAUGAGAAUUGCACGGAGAAAUUUGUAUCUCUGAGAACCUCUGAAACAUCAAAGAUGUCCAGCUUCACCUUCAAAGAGAGUCUGGUGAUGGUGUCAGCAACAUCAAAUGAAGGGAAGAUUCUGAAGAAGAGACGGCUGAGUUUCAAUCAGGCCUUUGCUGAAGAUGACUUGGAGGCCAUAACCCAUAAUUUAGAAGAAACCAUCCAGCCACGAUCAGCAGCUCACACCUUCCAGAAUGACGUGAGAUACAAACUGAUCAGACUUGUCAAGCAGGAGUUUGUAAUGAAUGAUUCCCUCAAUCAGAAUAUCUAUCGGGACGCCGACAAUGUGCAUCUCAAAGCUGCUUCACUAACUGACCUGCAACAUGAAGUGAAGUUUGACAUGUAUGCCUACUCAUCAGGAGAUGACUCUAAAUAUCCUGUUGCUCUAAAAAUCUCAAAUACUCACCUGUUUGUGAGUGCUCAAGGUGAAGACCAGCCGGUGUCACUGAAGGAGAUGCCGGAAAUACCAAAAUUUAUCAUGGGUAGUGAGAAUGACCUCAUUUUCUUCUGGAAAAAUGUCAGCUCCAAGAACUACUUCACAUCAGCUGCCUAUCCAGAGCUGUUUAUUGCCACAAAAGAACAAAGUCAGGUGCACCUGGCCCGGGGGCUGCCCUCGAUGACAGACUUCCAGAUAUCAUAAAAGCAGCCCUAUUUCAAGAGUCUACUUACUUGAGAAGUGCUGACCAUCUGUAUGUACCAUGUACAGGAACGUUCCUCGCCCUGAGUCACUUGCACAGCAUGUGCUGAGUCUUCGUAAUUCUAAAUGAAUGUUUACCCUCUUUGUAAGAGAAGAGCAAAGCCUAAUGGAAUCAACCCAGACAUAUGAUAUUAUUUGUUAUUUAAAGAGCACCCUAUACUUUGCACAGUACUAAUCAUUUUAAUUAUUAUUCUUCAAGGCAUUCUUAGGAGGAUCAAAAAGACUCUACCCAUAUUACAGAUGGGUUAACUAAGGCAUAAGAAAACUAAAAAGUACACUCAGUUGCAUCUGGAAUGAGAAUCCACAGAGCCAUGACGUCAAUCUAACUGUGCACUUCUGCUUCUAAAUUGCUGACUGAGUGUGAUAAAUUUAUAAGAACUCAAUGCUGUCAUUUUCAAAAGGAAGGAACAACAGCCACAUCUUUCCUACCUCAGUGGGUUUUAUUCCAGUGAGAUCAUUUGGAUAAAAUGAUCUCCUCCUGUAACAAACCUCAAGAAGAAGACAGACUGCUGAAGGUUAUUUUUUAAGUUAUUUAUGUAUUUAUAAAUAUAUUUAUGAUAAUCAUAUUAUUUAUGGCACAUCCUUAGGUUCUCUGAGCUUGAUGGGGAGCCUCAGCAGCAGGGUCUUCUAAGUCAGUUAGAUGUAGUUACUCUCGGCCACCAUGCCGAGUAGACGUUAUGCUUUUUCCACAGCCAUAAAGCUCGCUCUGCAUUUUCAUACAUGGGAGCCCUGUCACCAUGACCACGAGUUGCUCAUUUAAAAUGAUUGGCCUCCUGUCCUUAAAGCUGUCUAGAUAAUCUUACGCCAUUUAACCUCAUCUGUAGCUCAAUCCAAGCACUUAAACACGGGAAGACUUUAACCAUGGCAGCCACACCGC
Psammomys obesus (fat sand rat) is the source of this 1744-nucleotide messenger RNA. It is a transcript of the gene Il1a, whose product is annotated as interleukin 1 alpha. Gene Ontology annotation, cellular component: extracellular region. The coding region runs from base 1 to 810 and encodes 269 amino acids. Lineage: Eukaryota; Metazoa; Chordata; Mammalia; Rodentia; Muridae. Gene Ontology annotation, molecular function: interleukin-1 receptor binding; cytokine activity. The record is from RefSeq and is a predicted model, not a curated record. Gene Ontology annotation, biological process: positive regulation of gene expression; positive regulation of immature T cell proliferation in thymus; regulation of nitric-oxide synthase activity. The transcript is spliced from 6 exons.